UUGCAGAAAAGUGUUUGAUCUUAUCUCUAAAAUCGCGACUUGUUUUCGCAUCUUUUAACGGCGAAUUUCGCUUCAUUUCUCUACCAAAAACGUUCCUUUGAUGUUGACAUGGAUGCUGCAAAUAUGUUUGAGAAGCCUUCUCUUGAAAGACAAGAAACAGUUAACAUUACCAUACCAACUGGAAUACUCAGUGAAGUCAACACCUUUUCUCAUGGUGAAACUGCCAGUCCUGAUGAUGAUAAUGAUGAAAGCAAUGAUGCUGAUUACAAACACGAUGAUAUGAUUCAGGGAUCAUGCUUUUUGGAUUCAGCAAGUAGCRCUGAAUUACAKUCCAACAAGAAAAUAAACCCAGAUGAACAGGCAAACAUCAUUGAUAAAGAUACAACUAAGUCUAAUGCUGAAAGUUUGUUGACAUUCAACUCUUUUAACAUACAAAACGACUCCCAAAAAGAAAGGCAAAGAUCGGAAGACUGCACAAUGAAGAUGGAAGUCUCAACAUCUCAAAUASAUUCAUCUGAUAACAACCAAAAAUUUYCCAAUUUAGAGACAAGCUCUGCUCUUCCAAACAGAAAUAUUAAAGUUCCAACUUACACAAUCAACAACACAAGAAUUGUAUUGGUUCCUGAUCUAUACAGUGUUGUCCGAGAAGCMUGCGGUACGUGCUCCCCCCUGCGUGGAAUUGUCAACCGGCURAGUAUAAUCCCAAGACGUUUUGACCCGUUCCAAAUGCUACGCCUGAAGCACGUCGGAGCCGUGAACCUCGAGGUAAAAUGCUGUUCCUACAUUCUUCUACAAGAAUUCUUUCAAGUCGUUUCACGAUACAAAAAUAAGAUUAUAACUCCAGACAUGCUAAAUGUCCURCCYGCGAUAGACAUAUCGUCUUCGACUGAACCAGUUGACAAAUCUCCUGCUCAACCGAGAUUGARUCAAAAGGUCUUGWCAUCUCAUUGUGACGCUAUUCACACGUUCAUCGUGAARGAAGAAGUUGUUGUAUGCGCAGUUGAACUUCAACAAGUGUUCGAGUCGGUGUUUGGCAGCGUUUUAUCGAUGUCUUUAGCUAAAUUAGGUAUUCGCCAAAGUAAAUUYACACCACUACAACUGGACGAAGUCAUGGAUUUUGUGGACGUUGACGAGUCUAACAUGGCAGCYGCGGGUUUCUAUAUGACAAAGAAAGACGCUGAAAGARUUUUUCAGUACACAGAAGCUCUUUUCAACGUUGACCAACUUGAUAUAAAAUGGCUGGAUCCCUUAAGACUCUCUGAUGGCCAAGCCAGUCAGAGAGAACAAGAAAGACAUCAGCUCGUGCAAGAAAGAAUGAAGGAAGAAAAUCCUCGUGCCACCGCCUCUCAGUCAUUGUUGUCAGUAUCUUCUUCAGAAACCAGCGAAACAUCCAAAUCAGAUCUUGAACCAARAUCUUGUUUCAGAAAGGAGGAAUUUCAUUUGGGAAACGAGGCAGAUGAGGUAGACCACGGUAUUGAGAAGGAAAUCARAUUAGUCCGCAAUGAACUUUGUUCAAAUGUUAGCAGCACCUCGGACAGCGUUCCUGGAAAAGGCUCCCUGGUCAGUGAGGUAACGUCAGAGCARGGACCUUCCAAAGGACAGCCUCCGGAGCUGAAGCCUACAGUACAACUACAACCAGGUAAGAACCAGAUCCUGGAGUCUGAAGAACGAAAACAAAGUAAUCAGUCUUCGCAAUAUGAUGGAGAACCCMMAAAAGAGCCUUCUGUUGAUUACUUCGAUGGUGGAGAAACCCAACACUCUCUUGAUUUGACGMCUUUGGAAGAUCACGAAACCGAUGUUUUGUCGYCAGCCGGAAGCGAUGGAUCCAUGUUCUCGGACACUGAAUCGUGCUCUUCGAUUUGCACCUACUUGAUCGAUGGCGAUGAAGUUGUUUGUAUUCCAGAUAUCCAUAAAAUCGUCAUCCAUUUAUACGGCCAGAGCGUCCAAGUAGGUUAUUAUCUUCAGAGACUACAAAUCCCCACCCAGAGAUUCUCGACUAUCCACGUUAAAAGACUCAAAGCCUUGCACGCAUUGAACUCUAAGGCUACACUUUGUACUUAUAUAYUCAAGUCAGAUGCUUUACGGCUGUUCAAGAUGUAUGAUGUGUUUUGCACUGAUAGUAAGCUGCAGAACAUACAGUGGAAUGGCCCUGUUUCUCUUGAAGCUCUUCAUACUUCUCAAUUACCAAAUGAUGAAGUCAUGACAACAUCACAAGAUAAUCUCAUUUCGCAACAAGAGCCCAUCGAAGUAGUGAAAAUUCCCACUUUUCUGAUUGACGGAGAGAUUGUGGUGUCUGUUCCUGAUGCCCACAAGGUUGUACAAGUAUUGAAUGGGCAAAGUGUUCAAGUUCGCUACAAUAUGGAUAAAUUAGGGAUCGUAAAGCGGCGAUAUUCGUACUCACAGGUGUAUCAGCUGCGCGCCAUCAGCGACCUGAAGCGUCCAAGUAUGUGCACAUUUAUCACCAAAAACGACGCUGAUAAACUACUAGAUCAUUAUCUCACAGCCGAGAAUGCUUCUCGCUUGAAGUACAUCCAUUGGAUGCCCCCAGUGCAGUUGGAAGAACGGAAGUCAACAAGCGCCCUUCUUCUUGAAAUUAAAAAUCUAGAAGAUGAUGGAAAACAACAGUCUGAAACRAGCUGCCUCGUCGGAAAUAGCCAAUCACAGAUGGUUAGCUCUGGAGAAGUUACAUUCAGCAGCUUUUCAGGACCAUCAAAUAGCAGUGAUGAACUGAAUCAUCAUUCACACGAGGACCGAGUCAAAGAUUUUAGUGGAYCGGUAACUAGUGUCCAAUCCCGUUGCACCAUUACCAUGGUAUCGUCGAGUAAUGAAAKCCCCUGUGWUGUURCCAUGGCUGAGAACAACGGUGUUCCUUGUGGACCUUCYAUGACGUCGAGUAGUCGAAUCCCCUGUAGCGUUGCCAUGGAGACGUCUAGCGAUAAAGGAAGAACAUCGGGGAGCUUCGAACGCUGCGAAAUCGGGAAAAAAAGAGCGUAUGAUACGAUAAAGGAUAAGUUUAGUGUCCUGGUUGAGCUACAGCAAAUUAAAGAUGAGAAGAACGACAUCGCUGCUACUCUAGAAAGAAAAGAGACUGAAAUGAAAAUAUUACACGAUGCCUAUCAACAACAAGUUGCUCAUGAAAGGAAAAAGCGUUUAGAAGCAGAAAAAGAGAUAGAAGAAUUAAAAGCUUCAAAUGCAGAGUUGUGUAAAAAUCUUCAAAGAAAGGAAUCAGAAAUGAAGAUUUUACACGAUUCCUAUCAAUAUCAAAUGAGAAAAGAACGAGAAAAACGWCAAGAGUUGGAAAAUGAUUUGAUAGACUUGAGAGGGUCCGUUGCGUUUGCAAGCGGAGUUGCUAUCCAUGAUCCAAAGAUCAAACAAGAAAACUUUUCUGAUCCAUUAUAAAAGUUUCCAGGUCGACCAACGCCAUCCCCAYCCCCCUCCCCACAUAUCMACRCCCUACUCUGUUACCCAAGGGCGCCAUUGAUCAAGGUGAAUC
Exaiptasia diaphana is the source of this 3493-nucleotide messenger RNA. RefSeq lists its product as uncharacterized. The record is from RefSeq and is a predicted model, not a curated record. NCBI's taxonomy places the organism in Eukaryota, Metazoa, Cnidaria, Anthozoa, Actiniaria, Aiptasiidae. The transcript has 9 exons. Bases 109 to 3399 code for a protein of 1096 amino acids.